This is a messenger RNA of Paralichthys olivaceus (Japanese flounder), 1557 nucleotides long. The record is from RefSeq and is a predicted model, not a curated record. Lineage: Eukaryota; Metazoa; Chordata; Actinopteri; Pleuronectiformes; Paralichthyidae.
AAGUUGAGUUUGAAGCCUUAGCAUCGUUAGCUUUAGCUUAGCCAGUCGGUUACCAAGGUAACGUUAGCUGGCUCCGUUAUGUUUCCUCUUUAAAAGCAGAUUUUGUCUUUGACUCGUUCGUUUUGUGUCGUUGUGGUUUGAGCCGAUUCAAAGCUCAGGAAACGACAGCAGAGACUCACACAGACACACAAACACACACACAAACAACACUGAAGGACAACAUGCUCUGAGGACUCCAGCAGAAUCACACUAAAGGAACAUCUCAGUGGAUCUGGACCUGUGGAGCAGAGAGCAGGACAUGGAGCAGUACAUCAUCCUGGGUCGGGUCGGAGAAGGAGCUCAUGGCAUCGUGUUCAAGGCCAAACACGUCGAGACAGGAGAGACAGUGGCUCUGAAGAAAGUGGCUCUGAGGAGGCUGGAGGACGGCAUCCCUAACCAGGCUCUGAGGGAGAUCAGGGCUCUGCAGGAGAUUGAGGACAACCAGCAUGUGGUGAAGCUGAAGGACGUCUUCCCUCACGGUACCGGCUUCGUCCUGGUGUUUGACUUCAUGCUCUCUGACCUGUCUGAGGUCAUCAAGAACUCCCAGAGGCCUCUGACCCCGGCGCAGGUCAAAGGUUACAUGAUGAUGCUGCUGAAGGGCGUCGCCUUCCUGCAUCACAACAACAUCAUGCACCGGGACCUGAAGCCAGCGAACCUCCUCAUCAGCUCCUCAGGGCACCUGAAGAUCGCAGACUUCGGUCUCGCCCGACUCUUCAGUGAGGAGGGAGAAAGACUGUACAGCCACCAGGUGGCCACCAGGUGGUACAGAGCUCCUGAGCUGCUGUACGGAGCCAGAAAGUACGACGAGGGAGUCGAUCUUUGGGCGGUCGGUUGUAUUUUCGGGGAGCUACUGAACUCGUCUCCUCUGUUUCCUGGAGAGAACGACAUCGAACAGCUGUGCUGCGUCCUCAGAGUGCUGGGAACGCCAACGCAGGACAGCUGGCCCGAAAUCGUUGAGUUACCAGAUUAUAAUAAAAUCACCUUCAAGGAGAAUCCAGCGAUCCCAUUGGAGGAGAUUGUCCCUGACACGUCCCCUCAGGCCAUCGACCUGCUCUACAAGUUCCUGGUGUAUCCGUCCAAACAGCGCUGCUCGGCCAGACAGGCCCUCCUCCAUCCAUACUUCUUCUCCUCCCCACUUCCUGCUCACCACUCAGAGCUGCCCAUCCCUCAGAGGGGGGGCCGACCCCCCCGGCAGCGCCUGCAGGCCCCGCCUACUGACUUCUCAGUGGACUUGCCCCUGCAGAACAGCGUGGUAGACCCUGCACUGCUGCAGGGACACGCCUCCUGCCUCUGAACUAACAAACAUGGUUAUUUAUUGUUGUCAGUUUCAAAGAUGUCGUCUUUAUUUUCAACUGUAAAUAAAGUUUGCGAUUCAAUAGAUGUAACAUAGGACAUGUCUUCCUGUUUGUCUGUAAUAUUUUAAUGUUUCCGCCUCAAUGUGAGAAGAAGCUUCAGAUCAAAUAUGUUGUUGAUGGCACCUGAUGGAAUUCUACAAAUAAAACUGAGGUUUGAUUCUGA